ACCAUUGCAUAGCAUACAGCUGACUCAUGUGUUUCAUACAAUGGAACCAGAGAUUCUGUGGAUGUCACAUCAGGUAUAAAACAGGCUGCAGACCGGCAUAGCUAUAGCAUCGCUCUAAAUAACCAUAAACAUGCAGGGAAAGAUCAUCUUCUACGAGGACAAGAACUUCCAGGGUCGCUCCUAUGAGACCAGCCAGGACUGCCCUGAGCUGACAUCCCACCUUAGCAGGUGCAACUCCUGCAGGGUUGAGAGCGGCUGCUUCAUGGCCUACGAUCGCAACAACUACAUGGGGAACCAGUACUUCAUGCGAAGGGGCGAGUACCCUGACUACCAGCGUAUGAUGGGUUUCGAUGACUGCAUCAAGUCCUGCCGUAACAUCCCCAUGCAGCACAGAGGAAACUACAAGAUGAGGAUCUACGAGAGGGAGAACUUCGGAGGUCAGAUGCAUGAGAUGAGCGAGGACUGUGACUCCAUCCAGGAGCGUUACCGUAUGUCCGACUGCCAGUCCUGCAACGUGAUGGAUGGCCACUGGCUGAUGUACGAGCAGCCCCAUUACAAAGGCAGGCAGAUAUACAUGAGGCCUGGAGAGUACAGAAACCUCAGAGAGAUGCAGGGUUACAAUGGAAUGAAGUUCAGUUCCAUUAGAAGGAUCACCGACUCCUGUUAAAUUAUCAGGCCCACCUGUUCAGUGAAACGGUUGACUUUUAAAUAAAAAAUUAUUAUUUAA
Oncorhynchus gorbuscha (pink salmon) is the source of this 727-nucleotide messenger RNA. RefSeq names its product gamma-crystallin M3-like. Gene Ontology annotation, biological process: lens development in camera-type eye; visual perception. The record is from RefSeq and is a predicted model, not a curated record. Gene Ontology annotation, molecular function: structural constituent of eye lens. Bases 131 to 667 code for a protein of 178 amino acids. Lineage: Eukaryota; Metazoa; Chordata; Actinopteri; Salmoniformes; Salmonidae. The transcript is spliced from 3 exons.